AUGGGACUAUCCUCGGCGCUUCUGGUUGCCAUCGUGGUGAUCUUGGCGCAAUAUAAUCAUCAACCGCAGCCGACCUGGAGAUUCGUGUCGCUGAACACGAUAAUCUCUUGGUUAAGCACUAUCGCCAAAGGUUGUGUUUUGUUCACUGUCAGCGAGGGAAUAGGCCAACUAAAAUGGGUGUGGUUCACACGUAAGAGCCGCCCGUUGGGUGAUCUAGGCACCUUCGAUGGAGCUAGUCGAGGGAUAUAUGGUUGUGCAGGCUUAGUCUGGAGACUUCGAGCGAAACACUUCGCAAGCCUAGGCAGCCUAGCAGUUAUCCUCGCGAUUGCGUUUGACCCUUUCGUGCAGAGUUUAAUCAACUAUUACUCUGGACUUAUUGUCGACCCUUCAGGCACUGCGAUACUGUCGAGUAACUCUGUAUACAAUGUUUUGGGCCCUCCGUUGUCUCGUGGAACAUACUAUGUCGACCCAGCAAUGAAAGCUAACAUCUACAACUCUCUGUACAGCACCGACUCGUCAGAUCCAUGGUCUAUUCCACGAUACACUUGCAGCUCUGGAAACUGUACUUGGGAUCCAAUUACUACCCUGGAAAUGAGAGCGACUUGCACGAACAUAACAGACCGACUUCAAAUGAAAACCCAAAAUUCCACAGUGAAAUACGUGCCUAGUAUAACUGAAGAAAGGCUCUCUGUCUAUCUCCAAAAAGAUAAAUGGAGUAAUGUCUCCGCAGACGUCACGACCGACUCGCUCCGGGGUACCCCUGUCGUCCUAGGGACAUGGUUGACCCCUUUUGUCUACGAAAACAAUAUCGGAAUUCCCGUUGUCCAAAUUAUCGGCCCAGAUGAGCUACCAGCCUCGGGCAUGUACGGUGCUAAGUUCAACCACACAGUAUGGCAAGCGGUAGAGUGCACCAUUAUCCCUAUCGUGCACAGCUUUCGCGCAAAAGUAGUUGAAGGUGUCUAUCACGAAGAAACCUUAGCCACCUGGACCAAUGGAUCUUUCCCAGACAACGUUAUUGAGACUCGGAAUUACACCUUGCAACCCCCCUGGGGACCGGAAAUGGGCAUUGAGCCGGGAAAGAAUUACAAAAUAGGGAAGAGGCAACUGGAUUCGCUUUCAGUCUUCUUUCGUGAUUUCUUUUCGGGCAAGGCAGAACUUGAUUCCAUCGGUUUCAGAUUUUCUACCACAGGCAAGGACGUUUUGGAGGUUAUUACCCUUUCGAAUGUCACCAACUGCUCAGUUCGGACUGUGGAGAAGCUGCCUUGUAUUAUGGAUAAUGUGGCGAAAGCGAUGUCCAAGGCCAUUCGGGAUACGGCAUCAUCUUCUGAUCUCGCUACCACUCGCGGCCAAGCAAUGGUGAAUGCAACAUUUGUUUCCAUUCAUUGGCAGUGGAUCGCCCUUCCGGCGUUGGUGUGGUUAUUAGGGCUGAUUACACUAUUGGGUACCAUGUGGAAGACUCGAAGGGAUAUGGUUCCAGCUUGGAAGAACGAUCUUAUGCCUAUUUUGUCGCUGUAUGGGGGUGUUCAAAAUGAAAAGCUACUGGGUACCCCAGUCGUCCGGGAGACCGAGAGGGUGAAGCUUUUCGAAAACGAAGGCAAAAUGGUACUGUCUGGGUAG
Molecule: messenger RNA, 1617 nt
Organism: Penicillium paradoxum
Lineage: Eukaryota; Fungi; Ascomycota; Eurotiomycetes; Eurotiales; Aspergillaceae
Product: DUF3176 domain-containing protein
Exons: 3
Coding region: 1-1617 (538 amino acids)
Source: RefSeq, a predicted model, not a curated record